AUGGGGGUCGGUGGGUGCUUGGCCCUGCCCUGGAGGUGCCUGGUCGUCCUCUGUCUCAGGCUGCUCUUCCUUGUGCCCGCAGGAGUGCCCGUGCGCAGCGGAGAUGCCACCUUCCCCAAAGCCAUGGACAACGUGACAGUGCGGCAAGGGGAGAGCGCCACGCUCAGGUGUACUGUGGAUGACCGGGUCACGCGGGUAGCGUGGCUGAACCGCAGCACCAUCCUGUAUGCCGGCAAUGACAAGUGGUCUAUAGACAACCGUGUGGUCAUCCUGUCCAACACCAAGACCCAGUACAGCAUCAAGAUACACAAUGUGGACAUAUACGAUGAGGGCCCCUACACCUGCUCUGUGCAGACAGACAAUCACCCCAAGACUUCACGCGUCCAUCUCAUCGUGCAAGUGCCCCCCCAGAUUGUCAACAUCUCAUCGGACAUCACCGUGAACGAGGGCAGCAGUGUGACCCUCAUGUGCCUGGCCUUUGGGAGACCGGAGCCCACCGUCACGUGGCGGCACCUCUCCGGGAAAGGGCAGACCUUUGUGAGUGAGGAUGAGUACCUGGAGAUCACGGGCAUCACACGGGAGCAGUCCGGGGAGUACGAAUGCAGUGCCGUCAACGACGUGGCCGUCCCAGAUGUGCGGAAAGUCAAAGUUACCGUCAACUACCCGCCGUACAUCUCCAACGCCAAGAACACGGGCGCCUCGGUGGGCCAGAAGGGCAUCCUGCAGUGCGAGGCUUCGGCCGUCCCCGUGGCGGAGUUUCAGUGGUUCAAGGAGGACACCAGGUUAGCGAACGGGCUGGAGGGAGUGCGGAUCGAGAGCAAGGGCCGCCUGUCCACGCUGACCUUCUUCAACGUCUCGGAGAAGGACUAUGGCAACUACACGUGCGUGGCCACGAACAAGCUGGGCAACACCAACGCCAGCAUCAUCCUCUAUGGGCCCGGAGCAGUGCACGAUGGCGGCAACGCGGCAUCCCGGGUGGCUGCUGGCCUCUGCCUCUGGGCCACCCUCCUUGCUCGCCUCCUUCUCGACUUUUGAUAAGGGAGCGGAGGGUCCCGGGAGGCCUCGCCGCACCUCUCCCCCGCCGCGGGCUUGGCCGCCGCGCCGCCUGGGGACUCCUCUCCAUCGGACGGGCGAUGCACCAGAGGACGGGCGGCGGUGCCGAGCGUCCGAGGAUGGCCCCGUCUCCCAUGUGCCGGGAUCGUUCUCGCCGCCGGUUAUGCUGUACAGACCCCACCACGUGCCACCAGACUGUCACCCGCCACCAUCGCCCCGGGAAUGUGGCCCGGCACGGACGGUGCCCCUGUGGCUGCCUCAUCUCCAAUGCCGGGGGCACGGAGCCGUCGGGGCGGGUGCCGCCCAGAGCCUUCACCAGGAUGUCCGUCUCGUCAUCUCACUAAGCCGCCUAUGCCCAAAAAGACCCCAAGGCUGAAGCCUCCUGGCUCUGCCUUCAGCCCUCUUGGUCCUGAAUGUCAGUUCUCGUCGCCAAAGCUCCUCCCUAAGCACCCCGA
Messenger RNA from Onychostruthus taczanowskii (white-rumped snowfinch), 1508 nucleotides. Its product is annotated as opioid-binding protein/cell adhesion molecule homolog. Lineage: Eukaryota; Metazoa; Chordata; Aves; Passeriformes; Passeridae. The record is from RefSeq and is a predicted model, not a curated record. The transcript is spliced from 7 exons. Gene Ontology annotation, cellular component: neuron projection. The coding region runs from base 1 to 1035 and encodes 344 amino acids.